This is a messenger RNA of Carlito syrichta (Philippine tarsier), 375 nucleotides long. It is a transcript of the gene TEX22, whose product is annotated as testis expressed 22. Bases 1 to 375 code for a protein of 124 amino acids. The transcript is spliced from 2 exons. NCBI's taxonomy places the organism in Eukaryota, Metazoa, Chordata, Mammalia, Primates, Tarsiidae. The record is from RefSeq and is a predicted model, not a curated record.
AUGAACAGCAGGAAGCUGCCCCCUCAGGGGAAGACGCCGGAGCCGCAGCUCCCCCAGGAGCACAGGCAGACCCCACUGGGAUCGCCGGUGGCCUGGGGCCAGCACAGUGCCCAGGGCAGCGCUCAGCAGGGACCACAGACUCAGGACUGGCUCAUCCCCUCCCCGCGUGGCUUCCUGACGCGCCCUCGCCCGCAGGACAUCGCGCAGAUCGUGGCCCAUCUGGUGUCUGAGGACGUGGACAGGGACGUGCUCAUCCCCCACCCGCAGAGAUCCACCGAGUCCACCAACGCCUUCCGCGCCUUCCUGGCUCGGAGCGCACCUCUCUGGCAACGCGCAACUUUCCAGGCCAGGACUCCAAGGUCGCCCCCUUCCUAA